CUUAACUAAACAGCACUGAGUACGACAUUUGAUAUUAAUGCAAGUAGGAUGCAAGUUGCAUGUCGCGGCCUCACGACUGGCAUCUCUAUGUGCUUAUUUUUAUGAAAACCGACGACGCUGAAAAUGAACACAUCUUGUUUCUAGCAAUCUGACAUCUUCCGCUGCUAUAGCUACUUCUUAAAAAUACCUACUACAAGCCAGACACGUCACUUACUGUAUCAUAUAUGAUAUUUGCUUGGUUUUUUAUACGAAGAUACGUAUAAGUACAAAUUGUGUUUUUGAACUCUCCUAUUUUUAUUUACCUAUUUCUUUCAGGUUAAGUCAUAUUAUUGCCUGCCUGCCUGUAUAAUUUUCUGGUAGAUUUAUGUCAUUCCGUAACUUUGUAAACGGUACUUAUUUAUUUUUAUUUAUUGGCAUCUAUAAGCGCGAUCUAAUAUAAAUCAUUGAUUUAUUUAGUACCUAUAUGUAUAAAUAAAAUAUUAGCAUUUUAAAGCAGUUUAUAACAUAUCAAUCUAUUCGUUUUUACGUUUAACUCACGUGAAUAUCUCUUAAAUUAUUUUGCUUAGUCACUUCACUGACCAAGAGUCUAAAUCUAAAUCUUCUAGUCACAAUCUGAUGAAAUUUCAUACACAUUUUUACACCCACUCAGUCCCUUAGAGGUGAAAUUCUCUAAAGCCUUUCUCAGUACUCAUUAACUUUCUACUUACGUACAGAAUGUUUUCGCCCAUUGGUGGUAUAAUAAUAUUAAUACUCUUAUCCACACCUUUUGGCUUGAAAGGUCAUAGACACAAGUUUAUGCACAUGAAAAUUUUGCCACAAGCUUUUAUUGUCGUCAGAGAGAUGAUGCUGCAAUCAACACAUGACAAAAAAAAGCAUGCCCGUCCUGUAAACCGUUGAGGAGUACUCCUUGGGAGCGACCUGGUUGCAUCAUUAGGUCAUGCUUAUCAUAAUAAUGUAUUCUGAUAAUUGUAUAUCAUAAUUCUGAAACGACAAGGAAAAAUUUCACAAGUUGUUGGACCUGUACGGGGCAGGUGAAAAUAAAUGGAAGGUUGUAUUUAAAAAAUGUCCAACUGAUCGUUUGUUAUGCUUGUUCUUUGUGCGGAGAAUCCACUCAGCCCUCUGCACUCAAUACACGUCCAGCUUUUAGCUCCAAAAACUAAAAAGUUUAUGAGAAUAACCCACCACGGGCCUAACGGUUCCACACCAAACCGCUCGUAAUUAUUUUAAUUGUUAUUAUUUAUUUAGUUAGGUAUGAUACAUAUGAUAUCAGUGUUAUUUUUUAAAAUGAGUUAUACUUAUACCGUUAAUUUAUCUUUUUAUAUAUUAUAUUGUUGAAUGAGAAACAUUAAAUAAAUUUGAUUUAUUUCAAGUUAGUAUUUUAAUUAUACAAAAUUCGCCCCAUUGGCUGGCAUCAUUGCCAUGUUAGUUAUAAUUUACUAGCGGCCCGUCCUUUAUGAACAUAAUAAAUUACAUACCUAAACCUACAUGAACAUCCGUGCAGUAGUUUUUUAAUUUAUUUCGAACAAACAGACAGACGCGGCAAAGGACUUAGUUUUACGAUAAGGACGUCGUUACGUGCAACGAUGCUAGAUACAUUUGUUGAAAAAAUAAUUCCUUUGAAUACUUAUAACUAUUAUGAUAACAUUAUCUGUCAUAUAUAAUGUACACAAAUGGAUUUGAGGUUCACUGCACGAAACCAAUAAGUUAAUCUCUAAAUAAAAUGGAAAAGAUUUCGUAGUAACCAACCACUACGAUUCUGCUUUACGAUUUCUCUACAAAUACGCCAUGUUAUGUUAUACCUUAUAACUUGAGACAUAUUUUCAUACUUUUUGGUAUAAAACUUCACCACGCAUAUACAUGUAUUAUUAAAAAUUUCAUUCAAGAAUGUAUUACAAGAAUUAAUCAUUUUUUUAUGAUUUGUUGUAAAAUAUUAUUGGUGUUGAAUAAAUGAGAUUAUCGCUUCAUUUAAGAUAUGAAUGUAACAAAUUUAUCCGGGAAGGAUGGGAGCUCGGUGAAAAUACGCAUGCGCGCAGAAUCCCAAUAUGCUGUAGAUAGUAUUUUCAACUCUACUUGCAUCACUUUGGGGUCGAAUAAGAUAUAGCUGUCUCUGUUCACAGUACGCCAAUAUUAAAGACAGCGAAUGCAUUUAGACCUACUGCUAUAACAUUCACCCUAGUAAAAUUCGCCGAGCGGGACCCAGGCUUCAAGUCCCGUAAAAUGUCCGGUCUAACAAAAUUCAUAUCAAUACAAUACCCUUUCAAUCCUCACAUAUCUUUAAAUAUAAUUUGUGCAAUGACAAUUGUGAUAAUUUGGAAAUCCAGUGUAAAGGAUGAAUUUUAAACAUUGCAAGCAUUUCCACCCAUAGGUAUUCCAAGACUUAUUUCAAAAAUAAUUACUACAUAUGAUAGCAUGGGUCAACUGAUCAAAAACGCAGCCGGGAGAGGCCGGCCAGUGCCGGUCCGGGUCCGCUACCUGUUCCUGCUGGCCACCGUUUGCGGCGGCAGCUUCCUCAUCUUCUCCAUCAGCAGCAGUUCACUUUUCUUCUUCCAUAACGGACUCUCAAUACACGGCACACGCAAACACAAUGUCAAUGAACAGAGUGAAUUCUUCACUAUUAAAACAGAAGGUUGUACAAUUCCCGGGUUCGACCCUUACGAUAAAUCCAUCAAUCGUUUAGUAACACGGCCGCCAGAAGUUAUUUGUCCAAGAGCAAACACAUCUUUACUCAAAAACAACAACACCCAUAUAUGGAUAGUAUCCGAAAAUCUGCAAUAUUACGACAUAGAUCCUGAAGCCAACCUUACAUGUUGCUACAGAUCGUUUUACCGGCCCACAUCGGUCGAUGAUAUAACAAAAAAAUCAGCUGAUGACAGAGUACAAUAUAAUCCGUGUAUUUAUUUCUACUCCUACAUUGAAGCCAUGCACGAAUUUGUUCGAGUUUCAUGUGGUAAUGAAUUUAAAAUAAUAUAUCAACAAUAUUUUCUGUUCGCCCCAUUGAAGGAAGUUACACCGAUCGAUAUUAUAGGCUAUGAAGACGAGCCUCAUAACAAUCGCAGCCUUAAUACAUUGAAUGUCAUAGUGAUGGGAAUUGACGCUAUUUCCAGGUUAAAUUUUCACAGGACUAUGCCCAAAACCCUUUCAUUCCUGCGAAGAAAAGGUGCAAUAGAAUUGUUGGGAUAUAACAAAGUUGGAGACAAUACUUUUCCCAAUUUAACUCCUAUGUUACUCGGAUUAAGGGAUACCGAACUGAAAAAAACCUGUUGGCCGAACUUAAAGUCCAGAUUUGACAAUUGCCCUUUCAUUUGGGAGUGGUACAGAGAAGCCGGAUAUCUGACUGCUCUCGGAGAAGACAGUGGAAAGUUGGGAACUUUUAAUUUUGGCAAGUACGGCUUCUUGACCACUCCUACAGAUUAUUACUUAAGGACGUUCAUACGUGAAGCUGAAACUCGAGUAGGAAACACAAGAGAUUAUAAUUCAUUAGUUUGCAUGGGAAAUAAACUUUUCUACAAAGUUCUUCUUGACUAUAUAGAGGCCUUAACUACGACAUUAAAAUCCUCCAGAUUGUUUGGAUUUUUUUGGGAAGUAACUUUGAGCCACGACUUCUUGAACUAUCCUAUGUUAAUGGAUUCAAGUUACGAAGCAUUACUAAAACACCUUGAUCAUACUAAGUAUUUGGACGAAACCGUAUUAAUAUUGUUAAGUGAUCAUGGUAUAAGAUGGGGUGACAUUCGAAGUACUAAACAAGGGCGUCUGGAAGAGCGAUUGCCUUUUGUUCACAUAUUAGUUCCACCAUCAUUUAAAAAAAACUAUAGUCUCGCAUAUAGUAACUUAAAAAUAAAUAGUCGACGUCUCACAACUCCCUACGACAUACAUGCGACUCUUACUGAUUUAUUACAUUUGGAUGAAUUAAAAGACAACAAAAUUAAAUUAAGAAGCAAGACUGCUUAUUCGAAUAAAAGAAGUAUAAGUUUAUUUUUAAAUGUGCCCAGUAACAGAACAUGCAAAAUUGCGGAUAUUGACGACCAUUGGUGCACUUGUCACAAGAAUAUUAAGAUUAAUACCGAUAUUCCUGAUGUGCAAGUAGCUGCCGCUUUUCUGGUGAAGGAUCUAAACAUGAUGUUACGCGAUUACCCGCAAUGCUCGCGUCUCGUUCUGGACGGCAUUCUGGAUGCUUCUGAAAUGUUGAUUGGAAGUGGAUCGAUUCAGAAAGAAGAAGAUGGGUGGAGGGAAAUAUUAGUAGUCAUACGGACCACUCCAGGUGGCGGGAUAUUUGAAGCAACUCUUCGUCGUCAUAAAGACCAAUGGCUAUUGGCUGGAACGGUUAGUCGUCUAAAUUUAUACGGCGAUCAAAGUCAUUGUGUAAAUAAUUAUCAACUCAAAUUAUAUUGUUAUUGCUCCUAAAACAAAUAAAUUCGUAGCAAGUAAGGAUAAUAAAUGUCUGUUUACUUACAUAUCUUCAGCGGAGUGAUUAUAUUGUACCAUAUACAACAUAGUGGAAGGUU
Plodia interpunctella (Indianmeal moth) is the source of this 4502-nucleotide messenger RNA. RefSeq lists its product as uncharacterized. The transcript has 2 exons. The record is from RefSeq and is a predicted model, not a curated record. The coding region runs from base 2410 to 4401 and encodes 663 amino acids. Lineage: Eukaryota; Metazoa; Arthropoda; Insecta; Lepidoptera; Pyralidae.